This is a messenger RNA of Globicephala melas (long-finned pilot whale), 2005 nucleotides long. It is a transcript of the gene HAAO, whose product is annotated as 3-hydroxyanthranilate 3,4-dioxygenase. NCBI's taxonomy places the organism in Eukaryota, Metazoa, Chordata, Mammalia, Artiodactyla, Delphinidae. Gene Ontology annotation, biological process: quinolinate metabolic process; 'de novo' NAD+ biosynthetic process from L-tryptophan. Gene Ontology annotation, molecular function: 3-hydroxyanthranilate 3,4-dioxygenase activity; iron ion binding. Gene Ontology annotation, cellular component: cytoplasm. The record is from RefSeq and is a predicted model, not a curated record.
GGGGCCACAGCGCGUCACGGGUGGUUGCCCCGCCCUUUGACCCUCGGGAUGCUGAUUAACCAGGCGGCCAAUAGGCGGUCGGGCAGAGGCGCGCCCCUCCGACGGCGCGGAACACACGGCUCUGGAGCGCGGCUCCUGGGGGACCAUGGAGAGCCCCGUGAGAGUGAAGGCUUGGGUGCAGGAGAACCGCGCCUCCUUCCGGCCCCCGGUCUGCAACCAGCUCCUGCACCAGAAGCAGCUCAAAAUCAUGUUCGUCGGGGGUCCCAACACCAGGAAGGACUACCACAUCGAGGAGGGUGAGGAGGUGUUUUACCAGCUGGAAGGCGACAUGCUUCUCCAAGUCCUGGAGCAAGGGAGACACCGGGAUGUGGUCAUUCGGCAGGGAGAGAUCUUCCUCCUGCCCGCUGGGGUCCCCCACUCUCCACAGAGGUUUGCCAACACAGUGGGGCUAGUGAUUGAGCGGAGGCGGCUGAAAACGGAGCUAGAUGCACUCAGGUACUAUGUAGGCGACACCACUGACGUCCUGUUUGAGAAGUGGUUCUACUGCGAGGAUCUCGGCACACAGUUGGCCCCCAUCAUCCAGGAGUUCCUUAGCUCUGAGCAGCACAGAACAGGAAAACCCAACCCUGACCAGCUGCUCAAGGAACCGCCAUUCCCCCUGAGCACACGGUCCAUCAUGGAGCCCAUGUCGCUGGAGGCCUGGCUGGCUGGCCACCGCAAGGAGCUGCACGCUGGCAUACCCCUCAGCCUGUUUGGAGACACCUAUGAGACCCAGGUGAUGGUCUGUGGACAAGGCAGCAGCGAAGGCCAGAGACAGGACGUGGACGUGUGGCUGUGGCAGUUGGAGGGCUCCUCGGUUGUGACGAUGGAAGGACAGCGCCUGAGCCUGACCCCCAAUGACAGCCUCCUGGUGCCAGCUGGGACCGCGUACAGCUGGGAACGCGGGCAAGGCUCCACGGCCCUGUCUGUGACUCAGGACCCUGCCCGCAAGAAGUUCCCGGGGUGACCGAUCCUCAUGCUGCGGGCCCAGAGCUGCCACAGGUGCCCCCGAGUGCCACCCCUGCCAAGUAACUCUCCCAGCCCCACCGCUCCUACGUGCACUGCUGCCGAGUGACUCAGGGUCUCCUAGGCCGGGUCCUGGACAUCACUGUCAUCCAUCCUCCUCCUGUCCUCUCCAGGACUGCCAGGUUCCUGGGGGCCUAGCUCCCCUUCACCCCUAACAGCCUUCAGCCCACUGCCCUGCAGGGUUCUGCUGGGCGGACUGCUCCCUGAGGCCAGGGUCCUCUCCAUCCCUCUGUCCACAGGCUCAGCACAGCACUUGCCUGCUACCCAGAAAGUCCUUAGUAAAGGCUUCCUGACAGACGGGCACCUACGGGUCUGCACACACACAGCCUGUGAUCUUUGCCAGACACCUGGUGCUCCCAUGACUGUGUGCGUGUGCAGGGGGGAGGGAGAUCUGGAGCGCUGGGUGACCGUGGACCUUGUGGAGGGUCUGUGAUCGGGUCCCCCUGCUUUUAGAGAAGCCCUCAUGCUCUGUGUGUGGCGCCUCCAUGCGAGCUCCUAUGCCUGUCCUGCGGCACAGCUGAUGUCCCUCUGCCUCUUUCUCUUUCUCACUUACUCUUUUUACAUAACUUUAAAAUAUAGCAUCUGUUGAGGUUUCUCUCCCCAGUAACUGAAGUGACUUGUGCUCAUUGUAGAAAACGUAGAAAUACUAAAAACACAAAAUCCCCCCAGCUGGAGUUAACCACAGUUAAUACAGACAUUGUGAUGAGCCUUCAGAGGGGCGUAAAGCUGUUCAGGAGCUUGGCAGCAGGGGGGGAGGGCUGUCUGGCCUCCUCCCCCUUCUCCCCCCUGCUAUGUACAGGCCCCCGUGGGGUCCAGGAGUGCUGGGAGCCCGGGACGCAGCAAUGGGUAGAGACGAAUCAUGCAACCUGCAGAGGGAGAUCUGGGCUCGGUUUCAUGGGGCUUCAAUGAGAAGUUGGUGAGGGGUCGCACGUGGGGGGAA